Lolium perenne is the source of this 733-nucleotide messenger RNA. RefSeq names its product 22.3 kDa class VI heat shock protein. The record is from RefSeq and is a predicted model, not a curated record. NCBI's taxonomy places the organism in Eukaryota, Viridiplantae, Streptophyta, Magnoliopsida, Poales, Poaceae.
CGCACACACAGCUAGCAAUGCCGCCGAUCAAUGUCCUGCAGCAGGCCGACAAUGGCGCGGAUCCCAAGUUGAACAUGCCGCUGCGUGAGGACGUCUUCACCACGUUCCUGCAGUCCUCCGGCAGCGCCGACACCAUGUUCGCGGAGGGGUCCCUGUUCAGCCCCUUCCUGUUCGGCAAGUUCUUCGACCCGGUCGACGCGUUCCCGCUGUGGGAGUUCGAGUCCGAUGUGCUGCUCGCAGCGCUCCGCCCCGGCGGCAGGACCACCGUCGACUGGGCCGAGACGGACUGCGAGUACUACCUUAGAGCCGACAUACCAGGUGGAAAGAAAUGCGACGUGGAGGUGAGCGGCGAUGGCGCGCGGGUGGUGAAUGUGAGCGGGCUGUGGUGCGCGCCACCGGUGGACGGCCAGGACUGGCGUGCCGGCACGUGGUGGGAGCACGGCUUCGUGCGGCGCCUGGAGAUGCCGGAGGACGCCGAUGGGAGCAAGGUGGAGGCCUGUUUCGACGAUUGCCAUGGGUCGCUGGAGAUCAAGGUCCCCAAGAAGAAGAGCGACGGGCAGGAAGCCACCGCCUGAGAAACAGAACAUAUGGAGUAAUUCAAGAUUCUCAGCAAAUGAAUUGGAUUAAUCCGAGAAUGAAAUUUGCCGUGGAAAAGAAGACGUAAUCUUGUACUAACAAAAUUGGCAAUGAUAUGAUGGGAGAAUAAAAGCAGGCAGUAAAUUGGUUACCUAUC